AUGUCGUCAAAAAUUGCGUACGAGGAAACGACACACUCGCAGCAAGAUUCCCAAGAGGAAAAUGAGUCUGUGAGGGCCACGCUCAAAUUGUCUGAUCGUUCAGCCGACGAGAGCUACAAGCUCUUUUCCAAGGUCCAGGUAUCCGAUCCGACACCGGAAGAAGCUCGAAUCAUUCGCAAUAAAUGUCUCUGGAGAAUCCUUCCUUUCCUAUGCAUUGGAUAUCAUCUGAUGUAUGUGGAUAAGCAAACACUAGGGAGCUCGGCAAUCCUUGGCAUCCUAGAAGAUGCAAAAUUGAAUUCAAACCAAUACAACUGGCUCUCAUCUAUAUUUUACUUCGGUUACAUGGUGGCCGAGUGGCCGCAAAACUGGGCUCUGCAACGCUUUCCUGUUGGGAAAUGGCUGGCCGGCAAUCUUAUUGUUUGGGGUGGCAUAACGUUGCUGCAUAUCCCAUGCAAUAACUUUGCGUCUCUUUUUGUCGUCCGAUUCCUCCUCGGGCUAAGCGAAGCCUGCAUUGUGCCCGCGUUUCUCCUCUCCAUGUCCAUGUUCUUCACAUACCAAGAACAGGCCGUGAUGAUGUCAGUCAUGUGGUCGAUUGGCAACUCUAGCCCUAUCACUUCAGGCUUCCUCUCUUAUGGUGUGCUGUGGAUUAAAACAGGGUCAUUUCACCCUUGGAAAUGGCUGAUGGUUAUCACUGGUGUAAUUACCAUCAUAUUCGGGGGUUUAGUAUACUUGUUCUUCCCUGAUAGCCCCCUGCACGCCGACUUUUUGACUUAUGAGGAACGAGCUCAAGCGAUCUUGAGGAUAAAGGGCAACAAUUCUGGUAUCGAGCAGAAGCAAUUCAAGAAACAUCAAUUUAUUGAAGCCAUCAAAGACCCGAAAACAUGGUUGUUUGCCCUACAUGCUUGGUCUCAAGAGAUGGGCAAUGGCAUUAACAACCAGACUUCGUUAAUCAUCAACUCAUUUGGCUUCACAGUUUUUCAAACCACGUUGCUUAGCACUGUGAGCGGAGUUAUAGCGUUCUUUACGCUCUCUGCAGCCGCAAUUACGCUACACUUUACCCGGAACUCCCGAGCAUGGAUAUCCCUCAUCGCAUACGUACCUGCUGUCAUAUCCAGCAUACUAUUGUUAGCUCUCCCAUGGUCUAAUCGCUGGGGCCUCAUUGUGGGUGUCUGGCUACGAUACACAACUGGUGUACCAUAUGCUGUUGUAAUGAUAUGGGCCGCAAAUGCAUCUGCUGGACACACCAAAAAGACAACAGUUAUUGCGCUCUACCAUAUUGGAUAUGGACUGGGAAACAUCAUCUCACCCCAACUUUUCGAGCCCAGAUGGAAGCCUCGAUACAAGCCCACCUGGAUCAUUUUGCUCGUUGUUGCUGCUAUUCUCCCUUCUAUCAUCAUCAUUACUCUUCGAAUAUAUCUCAGCCGCGAGAAUAAGCGGCGGGACAAACUCGAAGCAGAUAAUGUUGUAGCCAACAACGGUCUUCUGGACUUGACAGACAGGGAGAAUCUGAAAUUUCGGUAUGUUCUGUAA
Messenger RNA from Trichoderma breve, 1530 nucleotides. RefSeq names its product major facilitator superfamily domain-containing protein. Gene Ontology annotation, molecular function: L-cysteine transmembrane transporter activity. NCBI's taxonomy places the organism in Eukaryota, Fungi, Ascomycota, Sordariomycetes, Hypocreales, Hypocreaceae. Gene Ontology annotation, cellular component: membrane. The transcript has 10 exons. The coding region runs from base 1 to 1530 and encodes 509 amino acids. The record is from RefSeq and is a predicted model, not a curated record. Gene Ontology annotation, biological process: transmembrane transport; L-cysteine transport.